AGGACUCGUUGCGCGGCCCGGGCCGGAAGUCGGCGAGUUCCCGGGUGUGUGUCUGUGUCUGUCUGUGUCUCGAAGCGGCACGCGGCCCGGGACAAACGCUGGGGAAUCCCACCUGAGGCGUCGCCGCUGUCACUACCAUCACCCACGGAGCCACUACUAGAGGGGAGUAGACCCGGCCCUUCGCCGGGCAGAGAAGAUGUUACCCCUGUCCAUCAAGGACGAUGAAUACAAACCACCCAAGUUCAAUCUGUUCGGCAAGAUUUCGGGCUGGUUUAGGUCUAUCCUGUCGGACAAGACGUCCCGGAACCUGUUUUUCUUCCUGUGCCUGAACCUUUCUUUCGCUUUUGUUGAACUACUCUACGGCAUCUGGAGCAACUGCUUAGGCUUGAUUUCCGACUCUUUUCACAUGUUUUUCGAUAGCACUGCCAUUUUGGCUGGAUUGGCAGCAUCUGUUAUUUCCAAAUGGAGAGAUAAUGAUGCUUUCUCUUAUGGGUAUGUUAGAGCGGAAGUUCUGGCUGGCUUUGUCAAUGGCCUGUUUUUGAUCUUCACUGCUUUUUUUAUUUUCUCAGAAGGAGUUGAGAGAGCAUUAGCCCCUCCAGAUGUACACCAUGAGAGACUGCUUCUUGUUUCAAUUCUUGGGUUUGUGGUAAACCUAAUAGGAAUAUUUGUUUUCAAGCAUGGAGGUCAUGGACAUUCUCAUGGCUCUGGCCAUGGACACAGUCAUUCCCUUUUUAAUGGUGUGCUGGAUCAGGCACAUGGCCAUGGAGAUCAUUGCCAUAGUCAUGAUUUGAAACAUGGUGCUUCACAUAGCCAUGAUCAUGCUCAUGGACAUGGACACUUUCAUUCUCAUGAUGGUCCCUCUUUAAAAGAAACAACAGGACCCAGCAGACAGAUUUUACAAGGUGUAUUUUUACACAUUCUGGCGGAUACACUUGGGAGUAUUGGUGUAAUUGCCUCUGCCAUCAUGAUGCAAAAUUUUGGUCUGAUGAUAGCAGAUCCUAUCUGUUCAAUCCUGAUAGCCAUGCUUAUAGUUGUAAGCGUUAUUCCUCUUUUAAGAGAAUCUGUUGGCAUAUUAAUGCAGAGAACCCCUCCAGUGUUGGAAAAUACUCUGCCUCAGUGCUAUCAGAGGGUGCAGCAGUUACAAGGAGUUUACAGUUUACAAGAACAGCACUUCUGGACCUUAUGUUCUGAUGUUUACGUUGGGACCUUGAAAUUAGUAGUAGCACCUGAUGCUGAUGCCAGGUGGAUUUUAAGCCAAACACAUAACAUUUUUACUCAGGCUGGAGUGAGACAGCUUUAUGUACAGAUUGACUUUGCAGCCAUGUAAUGAAUGAAAAGAAAUUGUCCUUUUUGGGGGACCCAAUAUUUCUGGUACUGUACAAUCCAAAACACUGUACCUAGCUUUUAAGACGGAAAUCGUCACUACAAAUCCCCAGCUCCAAGUACACCAGGUAGCGUCAGCCUUUUGUGCUCUGCCAGGACUUCACAGCUGAGGGAUCAGAGUUAAGAGGGUCCCUCCUAGACUGUUGGUCUUGUCUUUUGUGCUCUUCCCUCCAAACCAUUUUGAUUUCUGAGGUUUCUAGUUUUGUUCCAGGAUGUUAGUUUUUGUUUCCUUUCUUUUCUUUUUCCAUUUCAAAAAUGCCCUCACUCCCAGUUCUCCUCCUAGCCAGUAAGAAUUCGGACUAUGGGCCUCCAGGCAUCUGAAUGUCUUCGCUGAAGCUGAUGGAAGCCACUGCUUCCUUUCCACAAAACUAGUGUUACUAAAAAAAAAAGAAAAGAAAAGAAAAAAAAGAAAUCAUUUUAUAUGUAAUGUCACGAUUGUUGACGUUCUUCAGUAUAAUCAUAUGUUUGUAAAAUUGUUUGUACCUUGCAAACUUAUGAACCAAACCAUAUUGGGUUUUCAAAGUGCCUUUGUAUCAGAAAAUGUAUUUGCCAGCAUAAAAAUGUACCAUCAAAGGUCAUGCAUAUGUUUUUUAAUGGGUAAUUCUGUAAUCUGUACAAGGUGGAAGACUCUUGUUAGUGAUGUAUACAGAUUGUCUUUUUGUGUCUUUCCAGCAUAGGUUUAAAUAUAUGAAAAGUUUCCCCUUCUGCUUUACCUCAUCAAAAAACAGGUGUUAUUUUGCUUUUUAAAUCAAAUUCAGUUAUCACAUUGCAUUAUUCCAUGGACUGUAUUUUCAAAACUUUGCAAAGCAUUUGUUUUACAGACGGUUGUUUUGACUAACUUAAAACAUCUGCUAAAUCCCUAAUUUCUCUAAAAGCUACUUGUCUGUGAUAACCUUUGCUACGUCUCCUCGCUGUUGAUGGAUUUUCUUAAUGAAAGGAAAGGCAAUGUAGAGUGAAGGCAGAAAUGGUUGUGACAAUGUUAUUGUGUUUUUUCAUUCUUCAAAUGCUAAGUCAUACAAUUUGUUUUCUUGUGCAAGCCUUGCACAAAUACAGUUGCUUUCAGAAAUCCUAAAAGCAACAUUUUAUUGAGUUUGAACUAUUGCAGAUACAGAUCAGUUGUGAUAAAACAGGUGUCUUAGAAGUAAUAACUUGAUUUCUGGGUUUUGGUGUAUUUGAAAAAUAAAAUCGUGAUUUGAGAUGACAAGUGCUUGAACACUCAAAGAUUCUCUGUGGUUUAUGAAGAAAUAUUGAUCUGGAUAGACAUUUACCCAUUGUUCUUUGUUUUAUCAUAAGGUAUCUUCCCUUUUAACUUUAAAAAACUGAAUUCUUGGGGGAAAAAACCCUGCAGGAUGGGAAUACUUGUUUAGAAUGUAAACCAAUAAUAAGCACUUUUUCACUGAUGGGGCAGAAAUCGCUGUUAUUUUGUCUAAGUUAUAGAGUAUCUUUCUCCCUAUUUCUGAUCUAUAGUUUAUGAACUAUAGUAGGAAAACUGGACUACUUUAUGCUUUUCUAAACUGCUGCAGAUUGCUAUGAGUUGUUGACAGUCUCCGUUUUGCAGAUUAAGCAGUAUUUUCAAAGCAUUUCUACUUACUGCCAGACAGUUCUGAAGCUAAGAAUUCCUGCAACAGAAUAUGUUUGACGAAAACAACUGUUGAGAUGUUUAAGGAGGGAAAGUAUAAAAGGAAACGUCCUGAUAAUGUACUGCUUUUUCAUUAUAAGUCUAAGUAGUCAUUUGGAAGUUUUCAUCCACUACCAAGCCUGAUAGAAGCCUGGGGUGUUCUGCGGGUUUUGGCAUAUUGUGGAAAAUGUGAGUCUAGAUGAAGGCAGGAAUUUUGGUUGUGUGCCUUUAAAAACUAAUAUUAUAUGUAAUUGUACUGAUUGUUCACAUGUGGAGAUAAUAUUUGCACUGGCCUGUAAAACUGACCAGUGCAUUUGCAGAUGCGGUUCUGCCUUUCACCAAGCCCUCCACUCCAAGUGAAGUUUUGCAUCAUUUUAACUAUAUUCUCAAUACACAAGUGCAUGCGUAUGUCUUUUCUUUGAUAAGGCAUUGAGCAUACACAUUAUUAGACUGAUAUGGAACUCUAAUUUUGCACCUGUUACAAGAGGUUGCCAGCUUGUAUGAUUUAGCAGGUUGGCAUUUACAUUUAUGCUUUAAUUAAAUGUCCUUAAACCUGUGUGUGCAGUAAGGACAAAUUAGUGUGAAAAAAAAGCAACUUUGUUCUCACAAAUACUGUUAUAACAAAUACUCUGUCUCAUCUGUGUUUUUGGCACAGGUGUACUGCUAAAAUAGAUAAUUCCACUCAGAAACAUUACCUGAUUGUUGUUAAAGAUUUGAGAGGUCUUUAUUAUUGAGCUAAGUAAUUCUUGGGGCUCAAGGGAGGAGGAUGAAUCUCUGAGUAGAACUUUGCCAAUUUUUUAAAAACCAAAAUAUUCUCUGGAGAACAAAUUUGUUUUGCUCUGGGGCAGUUUACUUAGCAAGGUAAACUUCCCCAAACUGAAAUUACCUAUAUUAGUUUUGCGUUUUGAAAUCUAGAUUAUAUUACUCAAAGGGCUUACUGUGUGUGUUUUAUUUUGCUGACUCCCUGUGCACUUUUGUGAGGGGCAGUGUGUAAUCUGUAGCUCCGUAUUCUUCUCAUUGUUGCCAAGCUGUCUUGUGCAGAGGCAUAAAGAAGUAGUAGGUAGUGGCACUGGGAUUUACCUUGUAUCCAGAUGCUUCGGCAUUCUUCAAAGCCUACAUGUAUACGCCAGGAACCAAAAUACUGUGACUUGUGCACCUUUGUAAAGUAGCCCAGUCAGUGACUCCAAAUGUAGUUGAUGAGAGUUCUAUGAUGUUUUUACCUACUAUGGGAUAAUCAAUUUUGUAUAGAUUAUUAACAUUGUGGCAUGCUCCUACAAUGCUGGGAUUUAAGAACAAAAAGAUUUCAUUGCAUAACAGAAUUUUACAUCUAAGGGACUGUCCUUAAAAGCAGUCUCAUUCUACUUCUCAUUUUAGAGAUGAGAAAAUUGAAGCCCAGAAAUGCUGUCAUUUACUCAAGGUCACAGAGAGAAUUAGUGGCAAAGCCAAGACUAGAACCCAGGUCUUCUGACUCCAAGUCAAGUUCUUUCUACUCUGUUGUGCUGCCUCUCCAGUGUAAUAUUUGCCUUUCUGUAAAUGUGAUGAAAAAUCAUUUGUAAAUAAAGGGAAGCUGACCUCCA
Messenger RNA from Herpailurus yagouaroundi (jaguarundi), 4578 nucleotides. RefSeq names its product solute carrier family 30 member 7 (gene SLC30A7). Gene Ontology annotation, cellular component: Golgi apparatus; membrane; cytoplasmic vesicle. Gene Ontology annotation, molecular function: zinc ion transmembrane transporter activity. The record is from RefSeq and is a predicted model, not a curated record. NCBI's taxonomy places the organism in Eukaryota, Metazoa, Chordata, Mammalia, Carnivora, Felidae. The transcript is spliced from 11 exons. Gene Ontology annotation, biological process: intracellular zinc ion homeostasis; zinc ion import into Golgi lumen. The coding region runs from base 197 to 1327 and encodes 376 amino acids.